CUGUGUCCCUCGGACACAGCUAUCACCGAUCACGGAAAGAGCCGGCUCGCUGUCACGCUGACAGCUCGAGAGGAGAGGAGAGCCGGUAAUCGGCUUUCCACGGAGGGGACAUGUACACUGAUCAUCAGGGCACUGAUGAUCAGUGUGCCCUGAUGAUCAGUGUAGCCCCAGCAGUGCCAGCUGUCAGUGUCCAUCAGUGCCACAUCAAUGCCACAUAUCAGUGCCCAUCUGAGCUGCCUUUCAGUGUCACCCAUCAGUGCCAGUCAGUGCCACCUAUCAGUGCUGCCAAUCAGUGCCACCUAUUAGUGCCAUGUAUCAGUGCUGCCUUUCAGUGCCCAUCAGUG
Molecule: messenger RNA, 344 nt
Organism: Staurois parvus
Lineage: Eukaryota; Metazoa; Chordata; Amphibia; Anura; Ranidae
Source: the annotation of a GenBank genome assembly